AUGUCUGUCAGUACAACCGCUACUUCUAUGGCCAAAGAGCACACCAAUGAGAUGAAGGCACCGAUGUCUGCCCUCUCGUUGUUACAUCACUUCCACUUCUUUGAAUACGUGGAUCUCUUCGUGAAAGUCUCCCUUAAAGUCUUUCGAUCUUCUCAAUGGAAACUCUGGUUUGUCGUCGGUUUUGGCAGGACUUGUUGUUUAUUGGCUGAGCUGACCAUAUCUAUGAAGGCCAUAGUGUCCAGUGAAUGGGUUCGGUUGAGUAUAGCCGUCACAUUGAGUACACUGUCAUCCCCUCGACCCUUAGAUUUGGACAAUUUGACGAUUGCGCUCUCAUUCACACGUUUUGCACACAAAUUGUCACUCAAUUUGUUUGCAUUUGUUGUGAAUAAACCACGAGUUGUAACACAACUUGUAUUACACGACAAACAAACCGCCGAUUGUUGUCCAAGAAGUUCAACAAUGGAUGCGAUGGAAGGGCCAGAAGUGCGCGAACAGAUCCAAGCGGUGAUGUUGUCUAACUUAAGCCGCAGCGACGGCUCGUCUCUGUACUCAUUUGGCGAGACUGUUGUCCAGACGUCGGUCUUCGGGCCCACAGAAGUGCACAUCACUAAAGAGGAUCCCAUCGGCGCCGCACUCGAGGUCUGCUAUCGACGACUCAUCCGAACCGUCAAAAGAGACGACCCGCAGACCAAAGCCAUCGAGCGUUUGAUCCAUUCAAAUGUGUUGCCCAUUAUGUAUACACGUCUUCACCCGCGAACUCAGGUGACAAUUAUGUUGCAAGAGAUGCAAAACAGCGGCUCAUUCCUGGCCUCGUGUCUGAACGGCGUGUGCUUUGCUUUACUCGACUCCGGCUUUCCGUUGAAGUAUCUGUUGGCGGCCGUCGAGGCCAUCGUCACCGCCGACGGCAAUAUCGUUGUGAACGCGUCCACUGCCGACGCGGACAACGCGGUCGCCGUCUUCACUGUGGUCUUCGAGAGCACCCAAAAGAAAGUGGUUUCCAUCACAAGUGACGGCGACUUCACAUUCACUCAAUUGCAACAAAUCAUCACUUCUUGUAAAGAAAGCGCACAAAAAAUAUUCACAAGUGGUGAAGAAUUCAAACCAAAAGAUAUGAAUGAAAUGAAUGGCCAGAGAAAUGAUGUCAUGAAUGAUGACAUUCUGUGCCUUAUAUUCAAGGAUUUGGAUCUCAACGACUUGUUUUCAUUACAACGAGUGUCACAACAGUUCAGAAAUUGCGUCAAAGAAGUGCUUCAGAAGAAGACAGAAAUGAGUGUCGGAUUCAAUGAACUCAAGACACACUCACACUUAAGAUACUUUAACUCCAACUACGAAGUGAAUGACUGGAAUCGCAUUGACAUCACACCAGCGAUCACUUCCAGAGCAAUUGAUCUUACAUUGAGUGGCAAAAGAGACGCGAAGAUCGAGUCUAUUGUCCGUCAAUUCCGUGACGUAAAGACACUCUAUCUGUCGUCGACUGAAAUCAGUUUCAAGACAUUAGAGCUAUUUGUCAAUCAGUGGCCACAACUCGAGAGUCUCUUUAUCAACGACAUAGACAUCGAUUGCUCGAGUGACAAGACUAUCACCGAAUGGGCACAACUUCUCUCAAGAGUCACACGCAUUACUAUCGGAAACAUUCUUCAAAGAGUAACAUCACUUCAAGCGCUAAAUGUUUAUCCGAAAGCAUUCCUAAAGAUCACUCUCUCAUCACUGACCCAUUGUUUGCCGGCAAACAUCCAAUCCCUACACAUCGGUGUGACUCCAGCGGACAGUCAGGCACUGGAUGUGAUCACAAGUAAAUGUCCACAAAUACGGGAACUGCUUUUGUAUCAAUGUUCCCAACAAUCAAAUGUAGAGUCUGUUCUCUGGAAACAAUGGUUUGCACUGAUAUGCAAUCGUCUCAAUGGUUUGACACAUUUGACUAUCAUUUUGGGUGACAUUUCAACCGAAGAAUUUGUCGAAAGUAUCGCAAAACUCAAAGACUUAAGUAAACUGAGUAUCACUGAUAUCGACGAAGAAGAGUCUCCUCGAAUGUGUUUCGACACUCAAUCGAUGGCCAAAUAUAUGCAACCAAUGGUGUCGUUGCGGUCGCUAUCGUUGCAUGAAAUGAAGUGUUCACCGAAUCAGUGGUCAAAUUUGGCCCAAAUGUUGCCAAAUGUACGCAAAUUGAGUCUCCAUUGCAUUCAUUACGAGAGUAACGACGGAACCAAUUAUCGAGAGAUUUUCGGUCAAUGUAUGGAUUGUGUGUCAAAACUACCCAAAUUGAAACACUUGUCUCUUCGUAAGAAUUGGUUUGGGAAAUGCCUUUCAGAACAGGCACUGAGUUUAUAUGCUUCUGUGGAUCGGCUCACUCUUCAUGCCAAUCACAAUAGACCUCUAAUAAACGGUUUGAUGAAAUUUAUUACCACAAGACUGGCCAAUAGGCGGCCAGUAUUCCGAUUGGAUCUUUGGCCUGAAAUCAAGAGAGAACUGAUCCAAAGAAUGGAGACAGAGAAUGCCUCAAUGCCUAAGAGUGUGAUUGUGGCCAAUGUUUUAAGACCUCAAUACGAAGAUACAUAUUUCAUGAAUAAAGAUGUCCUCACAUAUGACGAUAAGUGUGAUCCAAAUGAAGUGAAAUACAGAUAUUUAGUCAAACUAGUGAUCAAUCCGUCGGACAAAACUGAGUUUGAUUUUGACAGACAUACCGUUUCUGUUCACAUAUACGGCAAAAAGAAUGCAUACGUUAGCACUUUAACCAUACAAUUGUCAACACUGUUGCAAAUCAAAAACAUCGAUACUAUGAAGCGGGCAAUGGUUCAGGUGAUCCUCGGCCGUAAGCUCAAGAUUCCCAGUUUUGGUUACAUUGAUAUGGACACUACGGCCACCAAAGGGUCUCUUUAUGUCUCCCAUUUGGAGAUCAUGUGCAUCGAAGAGCGGAUCCGUUACUACUCUAAAGUACAUAAUAAGGUGAUAACCAAGAGUCCGAACAAAGACCGCGACGAACAACGGUUUCCGUUAGCAAAAAAGGAUUGGAAACACGAACCCGAAGACGCUAUUCAAGUGUUCAAAGAGGUUGAAUUGAAUGAAUUGUUCACAUUCUUCUACUUGUCGUUCAAUGCAUUGAUUUUGUUUAACGCCAUUAUUCUCCUCAUUGAUAACGAAAUUAGUGACAUCAUCUCACUUUUUGGCUCAAUUUUCACACUAUUACUCGUUUUGCUGACCUAUCGGUACGCCAUUAAAGUUAAUUAUUCAAAGACUUAUGGCUCGAGGAAUUGGCACCAAUUUUGUCUCAUAUAUCUGGUGUUAUGUUUCAUCGGCGGUGUCAUCGCUGGCAUUGCAAGUCUCGUAUUUUUAACACAGGGCAAGGAUUACGAUCAAAGAAAUGGGACGAUUGGCAUUAGUAUUGGUAUUCACCUAAUGGUGACCAUAGGGUUAGUGGUGUUGUCCUAUAUGUUAGAACUGCACAUUUUGGUCACAACCAGACAAAUGACGAAAGCGAUGGACUCAUCGUUGGGAAACAUGAGCGCAAUGUCUAUUGAAAGUUCCUCUAAAUCUUUGCCAUAA
Messenger RNA from Medioppia subpectinata, 3540 nucleotides. The record is from the annotation of a GenBank genome assembly. Lineage: Eukaryota; Metazoa; Arthropoda; Arachnida; Sarcoptiformes; Oppiidae.